AUGUCAUCAGCAUCCCCUCCCUUCUGUUUACACCAAAUGGAAAAUCUUGUCUUCUUCUUCCUUUAUCCUCUACUUUGCACCUUAGCAGUUCAUUCCACAGAUAAUUACCUCACGCUGGAUAUAGCUAUUAACUGUGGUUCAACUGGCAUUUCAACCGCUUUCAAUAACAAAGAAUGGACUGGAGAUAUAACAGAAUCAAAAUCUACUUCCUCACUAUUGAUAAAGGGCUCAUCCACCACAUCAACUGCCUUCCAUAAUUUUGUUUCAACAGAUCCCAUUCCCUACCAGACAGCUCGAAUCUCUCGCAAGCAAUUCUCUUACACGUUUCAACUGGGGCUUUCAACUCUCCUUAGAAACUUUAGCACUUCACUAACUGCUGAUGCCCUCGGUGUGAAGUUUUUGGUUAAGGAGUAUUGCAUGAAUAUAGAACAGAAUCAACCCCUGAGUAUAAUUUUCUCUCCUGAACAUAGUCAAUCUGCUAAAACGUAUGCUUUUAUAAAUGGAAUAGAGGUAAUACCCAUGCCUAGUGAUCUUGAUUAUUCUCAUGAUGAUGAUGAUAUUGGAGCCCGAGUGGUUGGCCAAAAAUCUCGAUUCUAUAUCGAUAACAGCAUUGUGCUUGAAAUUAUGGAGCGAUUAAAUUUCAGAUGGGACCCUAUUCCUUAUCCUGGCAUGUUUGGGAAAUGGGCAAUUGUUCCUGAUGAAAAUAUCAAAGAUUUUACCUGGAAAACGUCUAUGGAUGUUGGAUUCGGAUACUUGCUCGGGCUUCAUUUAUGCGAGAGAGGACUUCAGAUGGCAGAGACUAGAAACAGCGUAUUCAGUGUCUCCAUAAAUGACAUGAUUGCAGAAACUAAUGUUGAUAUUGGCGUCGUCAGUGGAAUCCAUUUGCACAGAGACUAUAUGGUGAUGGUGAAAGGAAACAAAGAAGAUGGCAGGCGUGAUAUAUCAAUUUCCCUGCAGUUAAAUGAUGAAUUGGUAAGUGAACUCUUCAGAGGAUUGGAGAUAUUGAAGUUGAGCAGCCACGAUAACAGUCUUGCAAGUCCAAACCCCUCCCCUCCCAGACGAUCUUCAAAAUCCGCUACAGUGCUAAAUUUACAGUCAUUUUUUGGUCAUGGAAAUGCAAUUGCUACUGGUGCAGUAAUUAUAAUAUCCCUAGUCAACAUCAUUACUUAUAAUUUGCGAAAAAUUUGGGAAGAUAACUGUACCAAUUCUGGAUACAAACCAUCAAACUUGACUGAAAAACUAUAUCGUCCUUUUUUGCUUACUGAGAUCCAAUCAGCUACUGAGAACUUCAAUGAUGCACUUGUUAUUUGGGAGGGGCAAGGGGCGCGCGAGUUUUGGACAGAGGUCGAAACCCUUUCGAAGCUCCAACAUACUAAUAUCAUUUCUUUAAUCGGACACUGCAACAAGUGCCAAGAAAUGAUCCUUCUCUAUGAAUAUGCUUCUAAUGGCACAUUGGCUGACCAUCUCUCUGGACUCAGUGGAGAUAGCGAUUAUCACUCUUCUCUCUCUUGGAAGCAGCGACUGAGGAUCUGCACAGGGGUAGGCCGAGGAUUAGACUACCUGCACACUGGCACUGAUCAAGGAAUCAUACACUAUGACAUAAAGGCUUCAAACAUCUUGCUGGAUGAAAAUUUGGAGACUAAGAUUUCAGAUUUGGGUUUAGCCAAAGCUUGA
This is a messenger RNA of Olea europaea var. sylvestris, 1674 nucleotides long. Its product is annotated as putative receptor-like protein kinase At5g39000. Lineage: Eukaryota; Viridiplantae; Streptophyta; Magnoliopsida; Lamiales; Oleaceae. The coding region runs from base 1 to 1674 and encodes 557 amino acids. The transcript has 3 exons. Gene Ontology annotation, biological process: protein phosphorylation. Gene Ontology annotation, molecular function: protein kinase activity; ATP binding. The record is from RefSeq and is a predicted model, not a curated record.